Messenger RNA from Rotaria sp. Silwood2, 390 nucleotides. NCBI's taxonomy places the organism in Eukaryota, Metazoa, Rotifera, Eurotatoria, Philodinida, Philodinidae. The record is from the annotation of a GenBank genome assembly.
AUGGAUCUUUCAGACAAUAAAAAUGAUAAACGCCAUUCAACAAUUAGUAGUAGAAGUCACAGUAUUAUUGUUGAUCGUCCGAUUAUAACACAAAAAUCAUUUAAUCAAGUAUUUAUUCCGACGACAUAUGAAGAUCGGACGCCGGUUAUUUUAUUUCGCGAAAUGCGUACAUACGUACGGAGUAAAUGUGUGCCUUCAAAACAAUGUGGUAAAUCAUAUAUAAAAACACUUUUUCCGUUUUUAUCAUGGUUAAAAAUUUAUCAAAUUGAUUGGUUACCACAUGAUAUUAUUUGUGGAAUUACGAUUGCCAUCAUGCAAAUUCCACAAGGAAUGGGUUAUGCUUUAUUAGCUCGUUUACCGGCAAUUACUGGUAACCGAUGUUGUUUAUAA